Etheostoma cragini (Arkansas darter) is the source of this 1159-nucleotide messenger RNA. It is a transcript of the gene snrpa1, whose product is annotated as small nuclear ribonucleoprotein polypeptide A'. Gene Ontology annotation, biological process: mRNA splicing, via spliceosome. NCBI's taxonomy places the organism in Eukaryota, Metazoa, Chordata, Actinopteri, Perciformes, Percidae. The coding region runs from base 183 to 1043 and encodes 286 amino acids. Gene Ontology annotation, cellular component: U2 snRNP. The record is from RefSeq and is a predicted model, not a curated record. The transcript has 9 exons. Gene Ontology annotation, molecular function: U2 snRNA binding; protein binding.
AAAAUAAAGCCGGUUUUCAUCGGCAUAAAGUGGUCGAAGGAAGCUUUUGUUCCGGCCAGGCGGCAGCGUGUUUUGUUAACUGUCUAUGGUUUUGUGCAGCGUUCCACGGACAUCUUGGUUGCACGCCUCAGAACAUUUAGCUACAAAAAUAAUUUUCGCUAACCUCUGUUCUUUGCCACGACAUGGUGAAACUAUCUGCGGAGCUAAUUGAGCAAGCUGCUCAGUAUACCAACCCUGUGAGAGACAGAGAGCUGGAUUUACGAGGUUAUAAAAUCCCAGUGCUUGAAAAUCUUGGUGCUACUCUGGACCAGUUUGACACUAUCGACUUCUCUGAUAAUGAAAUCAGAAAACUGGAUGGUUUUCCUCUGCUUAAAAGACUGAAAACAUUGCUAAUGAACAACAACAGGAUUUGUCGCAUAGGUGAGAACCUGGAGCAAUCUCUGCAGAGUCUGACAGAAUUGAUUCUCACAAGCAACAACAUUCAGGAGCUGGGUGACUUGGACCCACUGGCCUCAGUGAAGACAUUGACUCUUCUCAGCUUGUUAAGGAAUCCAGUGACAAACAAGAAGCAUUACAGGCUCUAUGUCAUCAACAAAAUCCCACAGAUCCGUGUGCUUGACUUUCAGAAGGUAAAGCUCAAGGAACGGCAGGAGGCAGAGAAAAUGUUCAAGGGCAAACGAGGUGCUCAGCUUGCAAAGGAUAUUGCCAGGCGAACAAAAACAUUCACCCCUGGAGUGCCAGCACAGCUUGAGAAAAAAAGGACAGGGCCGUCUCAAGCAGACGUGGAAGCCAUCAAGAAUGCCAUCGCUAAUGCUUCAUCGUUGGCAGAGGUGGAGAGGUUGAAAGGAAUGCUGCAGGCUGGUCAAAUCCCAGGACGUGAUCUGCGACAAGGUCCAGCUGAUAUGGUGGAAGAAGAAGAGGAAGAGGAUGACACUGCACAGAUGGAGUCACAUAUUGGUGGAGGUCCUGGAGAAGAGAUUAAUGAGGGUGACCAGGAGGCGGAUGAAGACAUGGAUGAAGAGCCACAAGUUAAUGGCUCCUGAGUUCCUGCAAAUAUUACUUUUUGUUUAUUUCAGUGUGUAGAUUUCUUGUGUUGGACAUACAUCUACCGGGGCUGUUUUAUUUUGUAUAAUGACAUACAUUAAACUGAUUUCUUAUA